AUGCAUGUGCCAGGAGGCAAUAAAGCCACAUCACCACCGCUGCACCAGCAGCAACUACAACAGCAAUGGCCCGCCGCUUCGCUCCGAAGACGCGCCGUGCAACAGCGUCAGCAGCAGUGUCCGGGCAUUCGUCGGGCGGCAAACUCCACAACUGCGCCAUCCUCCUCCGAGCUGUCACCAACCCCAUUGGUCAUGACAUAUGAAUUGGAGAACUCAUCUGAGGACGAUUCUGAGGAGUACUCCGAGACGACGUACACACCGAGCAACGUGCCACACUUUCUAUCCAUGCCGUUUGGACCAACUGAGGGCGGUACUGCGUCCCUGAUGUGGGGCAUGUCGCCAACAAGCAGCUACUGCGCGGACGUAUUGUCGUCGCAAGGGACCGAGAUUGGCGUGGGCUCCAAAACCCUCUCACCACACCGUAUAUUAAGACAAAUUAGUGUUUGCGAUACCCACAGUAACAAAAGCGGCAUACCGCAGAUGCCUGUGAUUGUCAGCGAGCGAAACAGUCCCGUGCACGGAGAGGAAAACCAAGAGCUGCGGCCAAGCAACUUGACGAGGACGAACCUCAUGAAUGCAGCCAUCCCCACCCAGUUGCCUCAAAUUGUGGGGUCUGGGGCGAGGAUACAGCACACCCAAAAGCCCACGGUGAAUUUAGAGCCGCCCCACAAUGAGAGCACGUCAAGGGUGGCGACGUUGCCCCCAGCAACUGGCAAAAUUUGUACACGACCGAGCAAGGAAUGUGUGUCUCCCAUCACAGCCAGGCCAUCCACGCCAGCGGCACCUGCAGCUAGUUGUAGAGGCGCACGCUUUGCAGUAGGUGGCAGUGGUGUUAGUAACGUGUCGAGGGAUUCGAGGACGCUGUUAGACGAUGACGCAAAGCGAGGGGUGAAGGCUUUGCGAGAAGAAGUUGAAGGGGAGGCAACGCCCCGAUUGAUUCUGAACAGAGCACCGCCUGCCUAUCCGUCAGCAGAAACCCCAGUGGUAGCAGUCGUCCCCGCGGAGGAAAAAGCGGGAACGUCAAGGGGCAACUUUGCAACAAAUCUCCAUGAAAUUCCAUCCAGCGUCACAGCCACAACGGCGUCGCCGGCGUCCCAGGGUGUGUGUGUACAUGCUACGAAUGGGACAACGCAGUUAACCCGGCAAGCGAUGACAGCAGCAACGAGACAAGUGAAACCAAAAGAAGUGCCGUGUGGGAGUGAAAGAAGAAGGAUCGUGUCAGGGAGCGACGCAUACUAUAAACUUCCGUCACUUUUUUCUUCCAGCAACCCUGUUCUUCCGCGGGUGGAAAAGAGACAGAAAUUCUCUGCUGAACCCCUCCAGAAUCAUCCGCAGCAAAAUCAGCAACAACAGCAAGAACAACUUUCAGAAUUAGCUAUCGUGCCGCGACGCCUAGGCGACCGAGGGCCACUAGUGCAGGAGAGAAUACAGCGACAGAGGAUUCGGAGAUGUGAGACCGCUGAACGUGUAGCCAUUCUCAAUAAGAUCAUGGAGAUGAAGCAAAGCCCCAAUACCCCCCACGUCUUUCGUAGUGAGGACGUGGCUAGUUGUGCUCAGUCACCGCCGCAGCUUUUAUCUCAACUCAGGGGGUGUGAGGCGAAUGAGAGUGACGAGGUGACUGGAAAGGUUUUGCGGAGUGUCAAUCCGAUAGAAAACUGGGGAUCUCGGCAUAAUGCAACUCCACAGGGUUUAGGCACGGGCUUGGGAUCGGCCAAAGCCACGGAUGAUCCCACCCGUCAUUUCCCGGAGAACACAAAGACAGGCGUGAAGGGGCUCUGCCCGCCAAGAUGUCAGCGCAUGAAAUCUGCCCGGAGACGCGUCCGGAAUCAACAGAUGGAUAUGUUACCUUCCAUUGGUGGAUCACGAAUUAAAUUAAUUGAGAGUAGCCAAAUUCUGCCAGGACAUGAGGGGAACAUGACCUAA
Molecule: messenger RNA, 1923 nt
Organism: Trypanosoma cruzi
Lineage: Eukaryota; Euglenozoa; Kinetoplastea; Trypanosomatida; Trypanosomatidae
Exons: 1
Coding region: 1-1923 (640 amino acids)
Source: RefSeq, a predicted model, not a curated record